UCUAAACGAGUCCAAAGCGAAACCGAAAGUGAUUUAUUACUUAGGGCUUAAUAUUAUUUUUUAAAAUUAAUAAUUUUAUUAUUAAUUAUUAGGCCCAGUGAAGUGGUACCUCGACGUACGAGUAUCUCUAAAAAAUGGAUGAGGCUGAUGUCCUAAAGUCCACAGAAUCACCCUCAGUAUGUCCAUCAGGAUGUAAGCCUAACAGCUUUUUAAAUAGUAGCCCUAAGUCCAACCUUAGUCAAAGUAUGACUAUGUGUCCAGGAUUAAAAGAUACAACUGUCAAGAUGGAAUUUGCUGUUGAAAUGAAUAGUGCUUGCUGUGCUGGUAAAGUUAAAACAGCAUUACUUGGAUUGGAUGGGGUCUCCUCUGUGGAUGUUGAUGUGGCAGCCCAGAGGUUGGUCGUUGAAGGCAAUAUUGCAGCGGAAUCUGUGAAGAACACCAUUGAAACCAAGACUGGGAUGUCAGCUGUUCUGUUAGGCCAUGGUAUCAAUACUCAACAAAGUCUGGGUGCUGGAGUGGCCGCACUAAACAUAGGCAGCUGUGGAGUCCAAGGCCUGCUUAGGUUUGUGCAGACAGACACAGACUCAUGCCUGAUAGAGGGAACAGUUGACCAGCUGCCCACAGCCGAGCCUGUGUUUCUGACUGUCCACCAGACAGGGGACGUGACCUCAGGUUGUGACAGCUGUGGAACUCUCUUUACAUCAAGCAGUUUUCAGGGCAUCCUUAGCCAGCUUCACCCACAAGAAAACCAGACGGCAGAUUUUCGACUAGUUGCACAAAAUGUCAAACUAUCAGAAAUUAUUGGCCAUUGUGUGGUUGUACAUCAAGGAGAUGAGAAGAAAAUUGAGUUAAACCAAAGCAAAAGACUUGCAUGUGGGAUUGUUGCCAGAGCCUCGGGACUGUUUGAGAACUCCAAAAGGUUUUGUGCGUGUGAUGGAAUAACAAUAUGGGAACAGCGUCACAAGGACACUGACAGUAGAAAGCUUUGACGCCAACUGGGUGUCACAUUUUUUAGACAUAAAUCAUUUAAACAGCAAAUUGUGGAGCUAGGUUUCAAUAUUUCACCACAAGAUACAUGUCUGAUCAAUCUUCACUAGAUUUAUAAAUUCAAAUCAUUUUUAAAAAUAUGUGUAUGCUGCGUUAUAUUUGCUAAAAAAAGAUGUAUAAUUUUUGUAACUUAAAUGUAUUGAAAAAACUAUUGAACAGCUGUUGUUAGCCUAGGAAAUGAGUUAUUGAGUAUAAUUACUAUACUGCUCACAUCUUUCUCUUGUUGAAUGUGUUUAUUUACAAAAUGUGUUUGUGUUUAUUUACACAUUGCGUUUAUUUAAAAUGUAACUGGACCAGUAUAUUGUGAUGUCACAUUACUGACACAACUCUGUCACAUUACUGUCACAUUACUGACACAACUCUGUCACAAUAACAGUGCAGGUUCCUAGGUCUCACACACAUAUUUCUGGAUUGUAAGUUUGUGUUGAUGUUCAAACUCAGGUUUUUGUACUCCCAUCCAUUGUUAAAUAUUUUAAUUAUUGUGAAGCCAAUCUAUUGUAAAUAAACAGAAGGCAAAGUAAA
Molecule: messenger RNA, 1569 nt
Organism: Physella acuta
Lineage: Eukaryota; Metazoa; Mollusca; Gastropoda; Physidae
Product: copper chaperone for superoxide dismutase
Biological process (GO): superoxide metabolic process
Molecular function (GO): copper ion binding
Source: RefSeq, a predicted model, not a curated record